UGAAGUUAAGCCAAGCUAUAUUUCACAUCAGUGCAUUUUCCAUCCAUGUGUUACGUGCGUUUGAGAGGCGUAUUUUAUAACCAACCUUAAGUUGCUUGUGCUCGUGUCGCGUUGUGUGCAAGGUUAUCCUUAAUUUCUUUCCCAACUGUAACCUUCAUUGAAAAGUGAGAAAAGCUACGCGAGCAGACAGGCAAAAUGUCUUUCAUGCGAGGACCUGCUCCCGUUCGGAGGACUCUGCAGUAUCUCGAGAAAGGUCGCCUAGUGUUCAAGGACCGAGUGAAAAUCAUGAGCCUGAAUUUCAACACUGCCGGAAGAGCCAGGGAUCGGCACGAAGGCAUGAAAGAUUUCGUCUUCUGGUUUCUGCCUCAGGUUCAGUACAAAAAUCCCGACGUGCAGGUCGCUAUAUUCAAGAACAUGACGCCGACGCCGUUCGCCAGGUUCUGGCUGGAAGACGGCAAAGAGGUCAUCAUGGACGUAGACGGAAAGAGCAAGGAAGAGAUCCUAAACCAAAUGCUUGUGACGCUGGGCAAGACGACUGAGCAGCUACAGAGGGAAGCACUGAUGCGAGAGAAGAAAGACACGCCGGCCAACUUCGGCAGACAUUACGACAAGUUUUGCAUCUGCGAAGUGCCAGGACAAGUCCCUUGCCCGGGAAUCGUACCACUGCCUAAAAGCAUGCGUGGGAAGUUCCGACUUGAACAGGAACUGUGAAUUAAAAACAAAGAGUGGUGCUGUUUGGAAUUGUAUGAGCGAGUGGCAACAAGAAAUGACUGUGAAAUUGCCGAUUCGUAUGAACUGCGUUGGCAUCGUGGCAAUGCGUUGUCGCUUGAUGGUACCAGGAGUGCUGAUGCUGUAGACAAUUCAAUGAAAACGACAAUUAUGAAUAGAACUUUGUUCCUGUGCAGAUUUCGUGAGCAUUUUUUGGGACCUGAAUGAACAUGAAUUUUCUAUUGC
This is a messenger RNA of Dermacentor andersoni, 954 nucleotides long. RefSeq names its product mitochondrial ribosomal protein S25 (gene mRpS25). Gene Ontology annotation, cellular component: mitochondrion. NCBI's taxonomy places the organism in Eukaryota, Metazoa, Arthropoda, Arachnida, Ixodida, Ixodidae. The record is from RefSeq and is a predicted model, not a curated record. Gene Ontology annotation, molecular function: structural constituent of ribosome.